Molecule: messenger RNA, 1422 nt
Organism: Nasonia vitripennis (jewel wasp)
Lineage: Eukaryota; Metazoa; Arthropoda; Insecta; Hymenoptera; Pteromalidae
Product: carboxypeptidase N subunit 2-like
Exons: 2
Coding region: 248-1150 (300 amino acids)
Molecular function (GO): protein binding
Source: RefSeq, a predicted model, not a curated record
CGCGCGCUUUCAAUCCGUCAAUGAGCGGCAAUUGCCUAUAAACUGCCUCUCGGCUCAAUCCAGAAGCAUCGCGUACUACCUAGACCCGAGCCCUGCGUACACCGGGCAGUCGUAACCCAUCGUCGCUGCUCACUCAUCCACAACCGUCCGAGCUUCGUGUCCCUCGUUUGCAUUGUGCCGAGAGAGUCAAGUGGCGCAUAUAAAACCCGGGAGGCUCCUAAGCGUCAGCUCAGUGUACGCGCGAAUCAUGAUCGGUAAAGUGGUAAGCCUCGGCCUCGUGCUGCUGGCGCUGACGGCCCUCGCCGAGGGCUUCUGCUACCGUAAGAACCCGCCAAAGUCCCAGGAGAAUGCUGAACAGUUGCUCCAACCUGGCAACUACUCGAUCCUGGUUUGCGUCAAGUCGACCGAUUUCGCUGCCGAUCUCGAGAAGGCGCCCAAGCAGAACAUCACCGAGGUCUGGUUCUCCAUGUCCAACGUGCCCAAGCUGCAGAACGACGCGUUCGCCAAGUACGCCGAGAAGAUCGUCAAGAUCGAGAUCUGGAGCAGCAAGCUCGCUGAGAUCGAGGACGGCGCUCUUAAGGGCCUCAAGGAGUUGAAGGGUCUGAUACUGCCGAGAAACGAACUGACCACCUUGAAAGCCUCCUGGUUCAAGGAAACGCCGAAGCUCCUCGAGCUCAACCUGGCCUUCAACCAUCUGCGAACUAUCGAGGUGGAGUUCCUGAAGCUGGUCCCAGCCUUGAUCAGCCUGGACCUGCGCGGUAACGAGUUGGCCUCGCUACCCGGAGACUUCGCGAAGCAGCUGCCUGCCAGUCUGCGUCGCAUCAACAUCUUCAACAAUCCCUUGAACUACAAGCAGUCGAUGGAGAUAGUCGAGUGGAGCAAGAACAAGGACGACAAGACGAACGAGUCACGAUUGAAGGAGCUGAAGCAUGUUUUCAACAUGACCAAAAUCUGCCUGGACAACAAGACCAUCACCGACAAGAGCAACGACGCCAUCGACAAGUGUGUCGAGGAACAGAUGAACGUUGAGGUUGAUCUAGUGGCCAAGAGCACGGCUGUCACCAAGACCACCGCUUCAGCUGCUGCCACUACCGUAGCCGAUGCUGCUGCUGCGAGCAGCAAUACCACCACUACCACGGUCAUGCCUUGAAGAUCCCAAGCGAGAGUACUCGAGUUGCGGAGCUUAUAUGCGGGUCAUUAGUUUGCUUGAGCGAGUUGACGCUGGAAUGUUGGAGGUUGACGUUCUGUAAAGGGAUUUGAUAUAUUGUAUUUUUGGUAUAUCGAUUUUGCGCGAGGACUGAACAUCCUUCGUAACUGGGCUCUGUUUUUGAAGAUCGUCAGAAAAGUAAUGCAUGAGCUUUUAUGUAACGGAUUAUUUAAUACAAUAAAAUGCGUGAUCAAACGACGAAUUAUAUUUUUAGA